Molecule: messenger RNA, 1113 nt
Organism: Penicillium brevicompactum
Lineage: Eukaryota; Fungi; Ascomycota; Eurotiomycetes; Eurotiales; Aspergillaceae
Product: WD40 repeat domain-containing protein
Exons: 4
Coding region: 1-1113 (370 amino acids)
Biological process (GO): negative regulation of transcription by RNA polymerase II
Cellular component (GO): nucleus; transcription repressor complex
Molecular function (GO): protein binding
Source: RefSeq, a predicted model, not a curated record
AUGACAACAUCCUCAAACCGUGAUCACUUCUUUCAGACCUCCGCAUCUCUGGAUGACCAGGAGCGGAAGGAUGCCAAGUCUCAAAACACCAAUGGAAAUCCUAUACGCCUUCAGGGCAAGAUCCUGGCUGUUCGAGCAGACCCUCUCAAUGAUGGAGCCAUAUAUGUCGCGCAAAGCAAUGGCAGCGUGAGAAGAAUCAUCCUUGCUACUGGAGAGACUGCCAAGAUCUUUGCAGGCCCAAUGGCACCAGUGACUAGUCUCUGUGUCAGCCCCGACGGAAAGCUGCUGUUUGCCGGAUGCUGGGACAAGGCUAUCUGGAGCUGGGAUACUGCUACUGGCCAGCAACGCCAGAAGUAUGAAGGCCAUAACGACUUUGUUCGAACAAUCACUAGUGGAAGGUUGCGUGGAGAAGAUCUACUUAUCUCUGGUGGAGCCGAUGCUCAGGUUCUAGUGUUCAAUAUCAGUUCGGGGCAGCGACUGGAGACAUUCAAGGGUCAUGCCCGGGGCAUCCAAGACCUUGCUCUGGACCCUGAGUCCGAAGGCUCGCAACCGAUUGUGUUCAGUGCGGGUAGUGACCGCGAGAUUCGUCGAUUUGAUGUCUUCGGUGGCGGUUGUACUACCGAUCCUCUUCUUCCUCAUGACACUAGUGUUUACAAGCUUGUUUUCGACAAUGAUGGCGAUCUAUGGACUGCUUCGGCCGAUAAGACCACCAAAUGUCUCGUCAGAGAAGAUGCAUGGAAGGCUAACCUAACACUGGAUCACCCUGACUUCGUGAAAGAUGUUGUCGUCCACGAGACCGGCGGAUGGGUCGUGACGGCAUGUCGCGACGAAGAAGUUCGAGUCUGGAACCGAUCGACCGGUGCAUUGCAUCAUACCUUCUCUGGUCAUUUCGAAGAGGUCACUGGUCUUGUCCUCGUGGGCUCAACGGUUGUCAGCGUGGGAAUUGAUGCAACUAUCCGCCAAUGGUCCCUUCGCCCCGAUGAACUGCAACAGGCAGUAGACCUCGCAAAGAAGUCUGCUGAAGAAGAGGAGGAAAAAGAAGCCCCCAAUGCUGAAUCCUUGCUGACAGCAGAGGAAGAGGCAGAGUUGGCAGAGCUAAUGGGAGAUGAUUAG